Messenger RNA from Melitaea cinxia (Glanville fritillary), 5029 nucleotides. RefSeq names its product protein son of sevenless (gene Sos). Bases 1 to 4197 code for a protein of 1398 amino acids. The transcript is spliced from 34 exons. NCBI's taxonomy places the organism in Eukaryota, Metazoa, Arthropoda, Insecta, Lepidoptera, Nymphalidae. The record is from RefSeq and is a predicted model, not a curated record. Gene Ontology annotation, molecular function: protein heterodimerization activity; guanyl-nucleotide exchange factor activity. Gene Ontology annotation, biological process: Ras protein signal transduction; positive regulation of GTPase activity. Gene Ontology annotation, cellular component: plasma membrane.
AUGCUGCCCACAGUGGAGGAGAACCGGGGCUACGACUUCGAGGACCCGGAGAACGCGGAGAAAUGGCGGGGACUCUUCAUCAACUCAUUCCGAAAGAUCCUCGUCUCCUUACACCCAACGCUGACCGCGGAAGACAGUGCUCUUGAGUUUGUGGAAUCGCUCUGUCUGAAGCUCUUGGCCAUGUUAUGCGCUGUGCCACCGCCUCUCACUGCGCAGGAUGUAGAAGAACGCGUAGCCCGUACAUUCCCUACGCCGCUGGACAGUUAUGCUAUUGGCGAAACGAGAGACCCUUCGAGCGUGAGGCGGAAAAAAAUGGUGCUGCCCUUGGACAGGAUACAUCAUUUGCUUCAGAAGGAGGUGUUACAGUACAAAAUUGACACGUCAGUCUCUGCCUGUAUGACCAGUGUCCUCGAAUAUGUCAGUACGGACAUUCUGAGGUUAUCGGGGACGUUUGUGAAGACUAUGUCGCAGAAGAGCGGUUACCAAGUUAUUACAACCAGUGAUAUCAAAACUGCCAUGUGUGCUGAUAAGGUGCUUGUGGACGUAUUUUACCAAGAACCGUCGUUAACUGGGGCAGCGGGGUCGGCUGGGGCAAAAGCAUUAGGGUACGGAGAACUAGUGAGAGAUCUCUUAGCUGAUGAAAGAGCCUUCCUCCGAGAUCUGAACCUGAUCGUGAGGGUUUUUAAAGAUGAAUUGGAGAAAAUUCUGGAUGGAGAUAGCAAGACGAUAUCCUUAAUAUUUGGUAACAUUGUGGAUAUUUAUGAGCUGACGGUGACACUACUGGGUAACCUCGAAGACGCCAUGGAGAUGUCUCAAGAUUCACACACGCCGUAUAUAGGCAGUUGUUUUGAAGAACUGGCAGAAGUCGAAGAAUUCAGAGCGUACGUCUGGUACGCGAACAUCGUCACCAAGAAGGAGUCCAGAGAAGCUUUGCAGAAAAUUGUGGAUGAUCCUCAACGGUCGGAGCGACUCGACACGGCGGGUCACGGGUUCCGGCUGGCCGUGAAGUACUGCCUGCCGCGCCUCCUGCUGCAGCCAGUCGCGCACGUGCUGCUGUACCACAGCUACGUCAGCGCGCUGCUCACCGCCGCGCCCGCCUCCGACGACCGCGAGAGCUUCAAGCAGGUGGAGUGUAACCUACAUCCAAUAAAGAAUUUGUUAACGAAAGCUUUAGGAAACGGACCAAAAUUAGAGGGAGCGGUGAGAUCAUUGUCUCGGGCUCGGAGGCAGCUUGCCAUAGACAAAUGCAAUGAGCUGUCUAGACUGGUGGAUAACUGGGACUCGAGAGAUGUACCUCACUGCUGCAAUGAGUUUAUUAGAGAGGAUUCACUGUCAAAGAUCGGUCCGGGUAAACGGAUAGCGGAAAGGCGAGCGUUUCUCUUCGAUGGAUUAUUACUUCUCUGCAAACCAGUCACUAGUUUGGUAACUGUAAAUAGUGGUGUAACAGCGGGUGGGUUGCAACAGUUGAAGUUGAAGGAAAAACUACACAUAAGAAAGCUGAAAAUUGUGGACAGACCAGACGGAGAAGAGGGCCGCAACCUCAUGGAGCUGUGUCCGCGCGUGGGCCCGCCCGUGCUGCUGGCGGCGGCCAGCGCCGCGGACAAGCGCAGCUGGAUGGCCGACCUCGUGCUGCUCAACACCAAGCCCAUGCUGGACCGCGCGCUGGACAGUAUUCUACUGGACUUGGAGCGUCGACAUCCACUGCAACUACCUCCAGCAUCGCUGUAUCGCUUCGCUGAACCCGAUUCUAAAGACAAUAUUGUACUGGAAGAGAGGCCUGGAAACGCGCCUCUUAUCAAGGGUGCGACGCUGCUCAAGCUCGUGGAGCGUCUCACAUACCACGUGCACGCGGACCUGAACCUCGUGCGCACCUUCCUCACCACCUACCGCUCCUUCUGCUCGCCUGCAGAGCUGCUGGCGCUGCUCAUCGAGCGUUUCGACAUCCCCGAGCCACAUCUCGUCUAUGAUGCACCUAAGCCUGCGGAAUGCGUUGAAAUGUCAGUGAGCAGUGACGCGGAGAAGUUGAGUAAGAACACGGCGAGAGAGGAUUGGAAGAGGUACAGGAAGGAGUUUCAGCAGCCUGUCAAGUUCCGUGUGAUAAACGUUCUUCGGCACUGGGUGGACCAGCACUUUUAUGAUUUCGAGAGGGAACCGGCGCUGCUGGAGAAGCUGAUAAGUUUUCUGGAGUCGGUUGAUGGAAAACCCAUGAAGAAAUGGGUGCAGAGCGUAUUGAAGACUGUUCAGAGGAAGAACUCGCUGGGCGGGGCGUGCGAGGCGGAGGGCGCGGCGGGCGUGGCGCACGUGUUCGACCGCAGCCCGCCCGCGCCGCUGCGCCACGUGGACGACCCCGAGCGCCACGGCUGGCACCCGCUGGCGCUGCACCCGCUGGAGCUGGCGCGCCAGCUCACGCUGCUGGAGUUCCAGCUGUACCGGCAGGUGAAACCGUCAGAGCUGGUGGGUGCGGUGUGGACCAAGAAGGAUAAGGAGAAGACCAGUCCGAACCUGCUGAAGAUUAUCAAACAUACCACCAAUUUCACAAGAUGGAUGGAAAAGUGGGUAGUAGAAAGCGAAAAUCUAGAGGAAAGAGUCGCCGUGCUGUCACGUCUUCUAGAACUAGCCCUAUCGUUACGAACUCUUAAUAAUUUCAACGGCGUGUUGGGUGUUGUAGCAGCUUGCGGUUCGGCCUCCGUCCACCGAUUGCGAGCUACUUUCGCUCUGCUACCGCCUCGCUUAGCUCGAGCUCUGGCUCAGUUGAGGGAACUGAACUCUGAUCAUUUUCGAAGAUAUCAAGAGAGAUUGAGAAGUAUAAACCCGCCCUGUGUACCGUUCUUGGGAAUGUACUUGACAAAUAUACUCCACAUUGAGGAGGGGAAUCUUGAUUACCUACCGAACUCGGAGUUGAUAAAUUUUUCGAAGCGUCGCAAAGUGGCCGAGAUAACAGGUGAAAUACAGCAAUAUCAAAAUCAGCCCUACUGCCUCACCGUCGAGCCCAAGACUAGGGCGUUUCUAGAGUCCCUAGACCCGUUCCCGGGCAUGGAUGAUAAGGAGGUGACCGACUACCUGUACGCGAAGAGCCUCGAGAUAGAACCGAGGCUUCCUCUCAAACAGAUGCCGAAAUUCCCUCGACGAUAUCCGAACUUAUCUCUCAAGGCAGUUAAAAUUAAGGUUUCAGAUGAUAACACAAGUAAGUAUAACUCAAAGCAAAACAGCUACUUAAAUAAUGACGAAGAGCGAUCUGUAGCUCAAUUAUCUCCGACGAGUACGUGGGAUGGCAUCUCCGUUGCGUCGUUACCUGUGCACGAUCACGGUUCCCGAGAAGACCGAGGGUCGCUGACGUCCCCGAGGCUCGAGCGCUCGAGCUCGAGCUCUCUCGCUCAACUCGGGCAGCUCAGUCUCUUCGACAAGGGGUUUUUGCUGUUCGACAAGAGCAAGUCCGUGGCGACCCUCAACAGGAACAGCGGGUCGGCGCGGGACGAGCCCCCCUCCCCGCGGGACAGCCACUCGCCCAGGCACGACCGGCGCGCCGCCCUGUCUCCUCGUAGCGCCAUCGUGGACGCCGAGCUGUUCUACUCCAGGAGUAUGGACCACUUGCCCAGGAAACAGGAUGCACCCCAACCGCAGGAGCGCGUGCCGCCGCUGCUGCCGCGCUCGGGCGCGCCCGACGCCCGCGACGACGCGCCGCCCCCGCCGCCGCCCCCGCUGCCGCGCCGCCCGCCCUCGCCGCACGGUAACUCGUGUGAACCUCCGCCCGAACCACCCGACCGACCUCUACCGAGUCCAAAGCACGCCGACUUGUUCAGAAGUCCAGCGAUGUCUCCAAAGCGGUCGCCUGCGCCCGCACCUCCCAUCAGUCCGCUGCUUAUGGACAGAGCUGCCUUCAGUUUCCCCUCAGCGACGUCGCCGUCAGCGCACCAUAAUUCGGAGGUAUCACUCCCCCCUCCGUUACCUCCGCGUCGAAGAAGAGACUCCGCCGCGCCGCCCACACCGCACCUGCCCUCAUGGAGCGAAUCGGGCGGGUCGCCCCCAGCACCUCCUGCGGGGUCAGGUGGACCCCCACCCCUACCUCCAAGACCGCCCCCACCUCCAGAGCUACUGAGGCCCGCCCACUCCGCCUUGCUCCAGAGGAGGCACACCGCUGCGUUAGCACCAAAACUACCGCCCAAACCUGCUGCAGCGGCCGUCGCCCCACGAACGUAACUACCAGAAUAUCACCACCAGAAUACCACCCCCCCGAAUAUCAUCUCCAGAAUAUUACACCCAGAAUACCUCCAAUAUAUCUUCUUCAGAGUACCAUCCCAGAAAUGUAACCAGAAUAUAACUAGAAUGAUCAGACACAGACGGACAUCUCACCUGAUUAGCAGAACUCAAGACCUUAGAAUACAAUACAUUGAUACCACCAUCAGCUACCAGCCACAUCAAGAAAAUCUACGUUAUUAAAUAAUUAAAAAUUAAAAUAACAAAAUCAUAUUAUUGGAACGGAUAUUGAACUCGGAGAUUUUCAUUGCUUUGAAACGAAAAAUAGUUUUGUUCGUUGAAAAAAUUAAUUAAAUGUCUUUAGUGGUCAUUUAAAAUGUAUAUCCAUAUGUUGGAUAUAUAUUAUGUUGAAGUAAAAGUUAAAGAUCAGAGCUAAACAUCCGUGCCGAUACACAAAUGUUAUCCAAGCAAUAUUGUAAAAAAAUACUUCUAAUAAAAUCACCUAAAACUAACAUCUCCCAAGACAUAAACGGUACUAAAAAUAUGUAAUUUAAAUUUUUCAUAUCAAAAAAUACCAUCUAAGACCACCAAAAUAUGACACGCUGUGAUAAUUGGUUUUCUUAAUUCGUGUUCGCUGGUAUUUAUUAUAUGAUUUAACUGUAUGAUUCAAUUGGUAAUACAAUGCAAAAUAAAAUUAAAAUUUAUCAUCGAUUCUAAUAAUGAAAUUAGAAUACGUCUGAUUCUAUUUUCUAUUAAUUUUUGACUGUUUUUAACUGUUUAGCUUAUUACGUUUUCAAAUAAAAUUAAUUUAAUAAAAUAUCGUUGCUUUCAUAAA